GACAAGGAGUCACAGACUAGUUCAGAAAAAUGGGUUGCCGGAAAACCAAACUAGCCCUUCUAUUAUGUCUCUGGGCAUCCAUUUCCGGCUUGUGUCUCUGUCUUUCAAGGGAGUUUUCCAUAGUGGGUUAUGACUCGGAGGAGUUAUUGUUAUCGGAAGAACGAGUUGCCGAUGUGUUCAGGCAAUGGAGGGAGAAGCAUGGAAAGGUUUAUAAGCAUACAGAGGAGCUACAGAGGAGAUUCGAGAGCUUCAAGAAGAAUCUGAAAUAUGUAAUGGAGAAGAACUCGAAGAAGAGAAAAUCUGGGUCCGGGCAUGUUCUGGGAUUAAACAAGUUUGCAGAUUUAAGUAACGAGGAGUUCAAGGAAGUGUAUUUGUCUAAGGUGAAGAAGCCGAUGGAUAAGAAGAGUGGUACCAAAUGGGGGAGUAGGAAGGGGAAGUUGAUGUCAUGUGAAGCGCCUUCGUCUUUAGAUUGGAGGAAGAAAGGAGUGGUGACUGCUGUGAAGGACCAAGGAGAUUGUGGGAGUUGUUGGUCAUUCUCUUCAACUGGAGCCAUGGAAGGUAUAAAUGCCAUAGCUACCUCUGAACUCAUCAGCCUUUCAGAACAGGAACUUAUAGAUUGUGAUACAACCAAUGAGGGGUGCGAAGGAGGUUACAUGGACUAUGCUUUUGAGUGGGUUAUUAGUAAUGGUGGAAUUGAUACAGAGACGAGCUAUCCUUAUACAGGAACCGAUGGAACCUGCAACGCCACUAAGGAGGAAAUCAAAGUAGUGAGCAUUGAUGGAUAUGAAGAUGUAGCUGAAGAAGAAAGUGCUGUACUUUGCGCUGUUGUUCAGCAACCUGUGAGUGUGGGGAUUGAUGGCUCAGCCUGGGAUUUUCAACUAUACACAGGGGGGAUCUAUGAUGGGGACUGCUCGAGCAAUCCAGAUGAUAUUGACCACGCAGUCUUGAUUGUGGGUUAUGCCUCAGAAGGCGAUGAGGAGUACUGGAUAGUGAAGAAUUCAUGGGGAACUAGUUGGGGAAUAGAUGGGUAUAUAUACAUAAGGAGGAACACUGAUUUGGAGUAUGGGGUUUGUGCAAUCAAUGCCAUGGCUUCUUAUCCAACCAAAGAAUCUGUUACACCUUCACCAUCUCCUUUCCCAUCUCCGGCUGUUCCACCACCGCCACCGCCACCAUCCCCACCACCACCUCCACCACCACCACCACCUUCACCAACACCUCCUUCUCCUGGUCCUUCACCAAGUGAGUGUGGAGACUACUCCUAUUGUCCAGCCACAGAGACUUGCUGCUGCAUUUAUGAGUUUUAUGGUUACUGCCUCAUCUAUGGUUGCUGUGAGUACGAGAAUGCCGUAUGCUGUACUGGAACUGACUAUUGCUGCCCUGAAGACUAUCCCAUUUGUGACGUCGAUGAUGGACUCUGCCUCCAGAACUAUGGAGAUUACCUGGGAGUAGCUGCGAAGAAACGAAAGAUUGCAAAGCACAAGUUCCCAUGGACCAAACUGGAACAGACAGAAAAACCAUAUCGACCUCUCCAGUGGAAGAGGAAUAGAUUUGCAGCAUUGCAGUGAAUAGGAUAGUGUAUCAUGGA
Molecule: messenger RNA, 1585 nt
Organism: Telopea speciosissima
Lineage: Eukaryota; Viridiplantae; Streptophyta; Magnoliopsida; Proteales; Proteaceae
Product: low-temperature-induced cysteine proteinase-like
Exons: 5
Coding region: 30-1565 (511 amino acids)
Cellular component (GO): lysosome
Molecular function (GO): cysteine-type endopeptidase activity
Source: RefSeq, a predicted model, not a curated record